CAACCUAUAUUUCAACAUAUCGGCGAAAGAAGACCGGGCACCUGUAUUUACGACAAUCAUAGAUGGGUGCAGUCCAUGCUUGACAAGAAAUAGAAAAUGGCUGAAGCAAUGAGAGCCUCGGUAGCCCAGCUUUUAAAGGGUAUAGAUAGAUACAACCCAGAGAAUUUAGCCACACUAGAAAGAUAUGUAGAAAUGCAAGUGAAAGAAAACACAUAUGAUCUGGAAGCUAGCUUGGCUGUCUUAAAAUUGUACCAGUUUAAUCCUACGUAUUUCCAGACACAGAUUACAUCACUUAUAUUAUUAAAAGCUUUAACUAAUUUACCACAUACAGAUUUUAUACUGUGUAAAUGUUUAAUAGACACAGCUAGACUUGAAGAAGAGCAACUUAAAGGAGUUAUAAAAAUAGCAGAUAUGUUGGAAAUGUGUCAAUUUAAAGAUUUUUGGGAUUAUGUAAAAGAAGAAGAGGAUUUAAUAUCAGGUGUUUUAGGAUUUGAAGAUUCAAUAAGAAAAUUUAUAUGUCAUGUUGUAUCAGCUACGUUUCAAACUGUAGAGAAAUCAUAUUUACAGGAAGUACUCGGUGGUAUAAAUGAUUUACAAAUUAACCAAUGGAUAUCUAAAUAUGGCUGGUCAGUACAGGCUAAUGGUGUUGUAUUUGUGAACGCCCAAGAUGACAAUAUUAAAACUAAAAAUAUUCGGGAAAAAAUCACGUUUGACAGUGUUGCUGCUAUUAUGGCUACAUCAAGAUAAAUAAACCAACUCCAUUAACCAUGUCUUUAAUCUUAAUAAAUACACAAAAAAAAACUCAAUAUUCAAA
Patella vulgata (common limpet) is the source of this 814-nucleotide messenger RNA. Its product is annotated as eukaryotic translation initiation factor 3 subunit K. Gene Ontology annotation, molecular function: ribosome binding; translation initiation factor activity. Gene Ontology annotation, cellular component: eukaryotic translation initiation factor 3 complex; cytoplasm. NCBI's taxonomy places the organism in Eukaryota, Metazoa, Mollusca, Gastropoda, Patellidae. The record is from RefSeq and is a predicted model, not a curated record. The transcript is spliced from 8 exons. Gene Ontology annotation, biological process: regulation of translational initiation. Bases 97 to 747 code for a protein of 216 amino acids.